This is a messenger RNA of Thermothelomyces thermophilus ATCC 42464, 1614 nucleotides long. RefSeq lists its product as uncharacterized. Lineage: Eukaryota; Fungi; Ascomycota; Sordariomycetes; Sordariales; Chaetomiaceae. The coding region runs from base 1 to 1614 and encodes 537 amino acids. The transcript has 3 exons. The record is from RefSeq and is a predicted model, not a curated record.
AUGGCCUCGCUAGGCACCGAGUUCGAUGUUUGGGAAGUCACCAUCGACAGCCUGCACGAUGCGCUCUUUAGCCGGAGCGUCACAUGCAGAGAGGUCGUCUCCUCUUUCAUUGCGCGGAUCGAGGAGUACAACCCCCGAAUCAACGCGGUCAUCUCGCUGAACCCGACGGCGCUCUCGGACGCGGAUGGCUUGGACGCCCGGAUUGCCGCGGGGAACGUGACGGGCGCACUGUUCUGCGUCCCCGUGCUCCUCAAGGACAACUUCGACGCCGUCGGCAUGAGCACCACGGGCGGGUGUCGGGCGCUGGCCCAUAACAAGCCUUUGGAGGACGCGCCGACGGUCAGGGCUCUGAAGGACGCCGGCGCCGUCAUCCUCGGCAAGACCAAUCUGCACGAGAUGGCCCUGGAAGGGCUGACCGUGUCGUCGUUCUGCGGCCAGACGGUCAACCCGUACGACCUGACGCGGACCCCGGGCGGGAGCAGCGGAGGGAGCGGCGCAGCCGUGGCAGCAAGCUUCGCCGUCCUCGCGACGGGGACCGACACGGUCAACUCCCUCCGCAGCCCGGCGAGCGCGAACGCGCUGUUCAGCUUCCGGCCCACGAGGGGCCUGAUCUCGAGAGCCGGAGUCAUCCCCGUCAGCUACACCCAGGACGCCGUCGGGGCCAUGGCACGCAACCCCAGAGACCUCGCGGUGGCGCUGACGGUCAUGGCGAGCGUCGGGUACGAUCCCCGGGACAAUGUCACAGCCCUGGCCCCGCCAGAGGCGAGGCAGAGAGACUACGCUGCGACCCUGCAAUUGGACCGCAACGGCUUGGAAGGCUUGCGCCUCGGCCUGCUGAACGGCUUCUUCAACCAGACGGCCUCGCCCGAGACGACGCCAGUCAACGACAUCAUGGCGAGCAUGCUGUCCAAACUCGCGGCAGCCGGGGCCGAGAUUGUAAACAUCACGGAUCGCUUUCCCAGUACGCUUUCGGUUGCGAAGCUGGACGUACAGGCAUUCGAGUUCCGGGAGGCGCUCGACUCCUAUCUCGAGGCGGCCGCCCUCUCGCACCCGGCAAGCUUCGGAGAACUGUACGGCGGCGGCGGCGGCGGCGGUGAAUUCCUUGUCAUCCCGGCUCAACACCGCUUCAUCAACAGGGCAGCCUCUUCAUCGACCACUGACGUCGCAUAUCUCGACGCCCUGCACCGCAUCCGGAACCUGACCCUCGAGCUCAGAGCCACGUUUGCAACCCACAGGCUAGACGCUAUCAUCUACCCUGAGCAACAAAACCUCGUCGUCAAGGUCGGCUCGCCGUCACAGAGCGGCCGCAACGGCAUCUUGGCCGCUCUGACGGGGCACCCGGUCGUCUGCGUGCCGGCAGGCCUGUCGCCUCCCUCAGACGACGCCCCUCUAGGCGUUCCCGUGGGCAUGGAGAUCCUCGGCCGACCGUGGAGCGAAGAUCUGCUGCUGAGCAUUGCGAGUCGUAUCAGCGAGCUCGUCCCGGUCCGCAAGAUGCCCCCGUUUGCCAACGGGACCGCGGAGCACAGGGUGUAUGAUAGCGUGCCCUCGAUCACCCCGAAUGUAGCAAAUAUUCCUGAGGUGUAUCCGCUGGGCGACGUCGUCUCGGGGGAGUAG